Molecule: messenger RNA, 1218 nt
Organism: Carassius auratus (goldfish)
Lineage: Eukaryota; Metazoa; Chordata; Actinopteri; Cypriniformes; Cyprinidae
Product: cholesterol 25-hydroxylase-like protein
Exons: 1
Coding region: 86-847 (253 amino acids)
Biological process (GO): lipid biosynthetic process
Molecular function (GO): iron ion binding; oxidoreductase activity
Source: RefSeq, a predicted model, not a curated record
GUGUAGUGGAAAGGGGGGCGGGACUUCUUCUUGAUAAAAAGCCACGGUACCCAUGUCCUACCAUUCAGACAAGAUCUGAAAAUAAAUGAAAAUGUCUGGGCUCCAGUACAUCUGGGACAGCAUUCUGCAGUACGAGGCCGUGCUUAGGUCUCCAUAUUUCCCAGUUUUCUUCUCUAUUACAGUCUACCUCAGCUUCUGCCUGCCCUUUGUCGUUCUGGACGCCCUAUCUUCCAGGGUAGCAUGGAUAAGGAGAUACAAACUUCAACAGAAGACCAGUGUAUCUUGGAGGAUGAUUUGGAGCUGCCUCGCACUCUCCCUCUACAACCAUGUCAUGUACAUCUUCCCACUGAGUGUCCUGCACUGGUACUGGAGACCUGUCAGCUACACAGUGACGGCACCUGGGCUCCUGCGAGUCAUCUGGGACCUUUUUGCCUGCCUGCUUCUCUUUGACUUCCAGUACUUCGUAUGGCAUCUUCUGCAUCACAAAGUACCCUGGCUCUACCGCACUUUCCAUAAGGUGCAUCACAAAUACACUUCCACCUUCGCUCUGGCCACUGAGUAUUCGGGAGCAUGGGAGACUCUGUCGUUGGGUUUCUUCGCUGCAGUGAAUCCCAUGUUACUGGGGGUUCAUCCUAUGACAGAGAUGCUUUUCCAUAUGCUGAACAUGUGGCUGUCAGUUGAGGACCACUGUGGCUAUGACCUGCCGUGGGCGACACACAGACUGGUGCCUUUUGGUCUGUAUGGAGGAGCUCCACACCAUGAUGUCCACCAUCAGAAGUUCAAGUCCAACUAUGCUCCAUACUUCACUCACUGGGACAAGCUUUUUGGGACACUGCACUCUGAAUGAACUGAGCAACUGGAACAGACUACCUGAACUGAUUUCAUCUGUCUUUUUUGUAAAAAGAGCAUUACCAUUCAAUGAAUGAAUACCUUUGACUCUAAAACUUGUUUUAAAAGUUGCUUUAUAAUUCAUGUGUGUUUAAAUAAUGUUCUCAUUUAUUUAUUUAAUGUCUGUAUUUAAGUGUGACUGUUGCCUAAGAAAAAUGAUCAGUGAUAUGACUAUGCUAUGUCUAAGGAGUAUGUGAGAUACAUCUGUUAACCUUAUCCUAAUGUAUUUCCAUUUAUUUAUAAAACAGUUUUGAUACUGAAUGUUUGCACUGGAACAUGAAGAACAAAUCUAACAAAGCUAAUGGCAAUAAAAAGCUAUGAAGUAAAUUA